This is a messenger RNA of Morus notabilis, 895 nucleotides long. Its product is annotated as factor of DNA methylation 1-like. Gene Ontology annotation, biological process: gene silencing by siRNA-directed DNA methylation. The transcript is spliced from 5 exons. The record is from RefSeq and is a predicted model, not a curated record. Lineage: Eukaryota; Viridiplantae; Streptophyta; Magnoliopsida; Rosales; Moraceae. The annotation marks the transcript as partial.
CUAUUUUCCUCUAUAAUUCGGUUGCUUUUUCAUGAAGAACGACAUUGUGAUUGUGUUUGAGAUGAAGUUCAAUUCUCAAGAGGGGCAAAACAAUGCGAGUCAAACAGUUGCGAGCCUUGCAAAGGAAAUUGAUUACAAGAAUCACCAAUUGUUGGAGUUGGAACACAAAUAUAACGACACAAAUGCGCUUUUUCGCAAAGUCGUUAUCGGUCAUACAGAAGCCAUUAAUGCCAAAGAAAGAACUUGUUUGGAAAUGGAGCAGAAGUUCCAUGAGUCCUCUAUGACUAGCAGAGAAUUGGUGAGUGAGAAAGAUAUGCUGCUGAAACGAUAUGGCACAGAAAUGAGUUUGAUGAAGUCAGUUAAUAGAAAGCUGGAGAAUGUUGUGGAAUGUCAGAAGAAAGAACUUGAGCGUCGAGCCAAAGAGUUGGCAGAAAGUAAGACCCAAAAUGAUAAAGUGCAUAGAGAUCUGAAGGAUGAGAUUGCAAAGUUGAAAGAUCAAUUGCGAGAUCAGAUUUCUGUAUCAAGCAGCAGCUGUUUGAAUGCUCGGAUUAAUGCCUUGGAAAAGGAAAUAGAGGAGAAGAAUGAGGACAUUCUGAGUUUCCAGACCCUCAACCAUAUUCUCGCUGCUAGAGAUUUCAAGAGUAAUGAAGAACUACAAAAUUGUCGUAGAGAUUUGAUAGAUGGCUUGCAAGACAUGUUGAAUAAGAGGACAAAACUUGUAAUCAAAAGAAUGGGAGAGGUGGAUCAAAUCCCUUUUCGAGAGAUGUGCUUGGAGAGGAUUCCGAGUGAAGACUGGCAGGGUGUAGCUGCUAAAAUAUGUUCAUGUUGGCAAGACCAAGUGCAGGAUCCUCUUUGGCAUCCUUUCAAGAUCGACAGCUCGGAUGGGAUAACACGA